ACUGUUUUCAGAGUUAUUUCCAUAUUUUCUGUUCAUAAGCGAUUUAUAGAGACUUAAAUACGCCUUAUGGGACAGAAUUAAUUAUGGGAGAAGACCUAAGGAUUACUCUGGAAGACUCAUUUGAGUCACUGAAAACUGACAACCUUGAUUUGGGUAAAAAAAACGAUAUCCUUGCUUCUUUCAAUAAAGAGUUUCCUUUCUCAAGUGCUCAGAAUUUAAGCACCAUAUACGCAUCAUGGAUACCGUUUUUAUUAGAAUUUGUACAGUCCUUUGAGGUUUCUUUUGAUUCCGACUCUCUCGAAAAUGAAGUAAAGCGAAAUGCUUUGAGUUUAUUACAACAAUGUGCUCAUAAAGACGAAUUCCAACCCUACGCGGAACUAUGUGUUACUCGAUUAGUCUGGUUUAUACGAGCAGAAAAUGACGAAAUUGCGAUAUAUUGCCUAAAAAUGAUCAUGGAUAUUUUCAAGUCUUUCAAAGCCUCUAUUCAUGGUUGCGCUCAAAGCUUCUUUGAUUUGGUCGUUUCUUUAGCCCGUAAACUCCCUUCCACCAUCCCUUUUUGCUUUCCAAAAAGCAGUACCCUAUCUUCUUCCGUUGAUGAUCAUACCCUUUUAUUUACGUCUGCUGCAGGAAGCUACCUAUACAAAGAGGCAUUGGACCUACAUCAACAAAUGAACCAUCCGUCUGCACGAGACAAGAAACUUCAGCCGGCUCUUCAAAGCUUUCGUGUGUUUAUCGAAUGUCCAGUUGUAAUUGUGCUCAUCCUUCAAGUCCUCCGGCAAUCUGCGACAAGUAAUGUACAGCUACUCCUCCCUUUUCUUCUGGAUAUCCUUCAAAUCAAUGUCCCAAUUCCAGAUGAUUUGUCUGGGAGGGUAAAUGAAGAUAUUAGUUUCGAUUUCAUCAGAGCUGUCAAAAAUAAGAGCGCAUACAGGUCCGUUUUUAUGGCUCAGGUGAAAACACUCUCAUUUGUAGCUUACAUAUUAAGAACUUUUCCAGAAACGUUUAGCAACAGGGAAAUAAUUCCAUUGGUUGUCGUAAAGCUUUUGCGGAGAUGUCCUUAUGACAUGUGUUUUGCUCGAAAGGAGUUACUGGUGGCCAGUCGGCACAUACUGUCUACGAAUUUACGAAGAUUAUUUAUUGGAGUCUUGGAUUCCUUGCUUGAGCCUAACAUUCUACUCGGUAAAGGUGUUGCUUCUAGGGAACUAUUGCGACCGCUUGCUUAUAGCACUUUAGCCGACUUGCUUCAUCACAUUCGUAACGAAGUUAGUAGUGAGCAGAUUCGAAAAGCCAUUACUAUUUAUUCACAUAAUCUACAUGACCCAAGUUUAAGUAUUGGUUUACAAACUAUGGGAGCUCGACUUGUUUUAAAUAUGAUUGAUCGCAUCAUAAGCCUUCCCAAUCCCGCUGACUCGAUCUCUCUCCUUUUCUUUAUUUUUGAUGCUUUUAUAGCCAAAUUUCAUGAAUUAAAUUAUAAGUUACAAGGAAGGUUUCAACAACAAAACGAAAAAGCUGUACAGCGGAAGGAUGGUUCUGCAAAGUUUCACAUAGAAGAACAACUGCCAUCUAUUAUUUCAAUGGAAAAGGAUGGAUCUUUUCUUUUUAAAAAUCUAAUGCUCGGAUUACGUGCAUUGAUGUAUGGGUUGCGCAUGUGUAAAGCUCGCAGCUUCGAGGCUUCAAAUCUCCACCUUAAUAACAUUGAAAAGUCGACGGCUAUUCAAGAAACUCAGAUUUUUAAGAAGCUUUUUAUUGAGGUUGCAAAGGGUCUUUCUUUUUUCCGGCCUGACGAAGUUUACUGGGAAAUGUAUUAUGCCGGUAAUGAAGACAAUCUAGAUAAGCCAUUAACCUCCACCCUUCCCAAAAAUAAAGAUGAAAAGGAUUGCUUGGAAGUAUUUGCAACAAUAUUUAUUCACCUUGAACCGCCAUUAUUCAUUGAAAUUUUUGAAACCAAUUUGCCUAUGUUUUUUGAACAACUCAAAUUAAACCUUACUCUUUUUCAUAUUCCCCAGUUUCUUCUUUCUAAUGAAAGUACAUCUUCUAGAUUUCUAAAUGUUUUACUUCGCUUUCUACUUUCAAAACUGGGCGAACUCGGUUCUUCCGACGAAAGACAUGGUUCCGUUAUGUUAAGGCUUUUCCGACUAUCCUUUGUUACUGUUUCUUUAUUUGCUCAGAAAAACGAAACUGUUUUACGACCUUAUGUUUCUGAGAUGGUCAUAAAAUGCAUGAAAUUUGCGCCCAACUCUAAAAACUCUAUUAAUUACUAUCUGCUUCUACGCGCCCUCUUUAGAGGUAUUGGCGGUGGUCGUUUUGAUAGCUUAUAUAAAGAGAUAAUGCCCCUCUUACAUGCCUUGCUGGAAGCCUUCAACUCCUUGUUGGCAUCCGCCAAAUCUCAAAAAGAAAGAGAUUUAUUUACUGAACUUUGCUUAACUGUUCCUGUCCGACUUAGUCUUCUUCUGCCGUACUUGAGCUACUUAAUGAAGCCGUUGGUUAACUCUCUGAAAAGUGGCCAAGAACUGGUAAACCAAGGCUUGAGGACUUUCGAACUAUUUCUGGAUAAUUUGACUCCUGAUUUCUUGGAUCCAAUUAUGGCUCCUAUUAUUGAUGAGCUUAUGGAUGCUUUAUGGGGCCAUCUUCAACCUUUACCAUACAGUCAUCAAUAUAGUCACAAUGCUCUUAGAAUCCUUGGUAAAUUAGGAGGAAGAAAUCGAAAACUUCUUAAUAAAAUUCACAAGUUGAGCGUAAAUUCUUCUUCUGCCAGAGAUUUCACUAUGCUUGUGGAUAUUAGAGGAACUGACCAAACUCAAUUAUUACAUUACUUGAAUUAUGUGGAUCCCGCUGUAAAUAUGCUGACUAGGCAAAAUUUAGAUAUCGAUAUCAAAAGACAGUCUUUUAACUAUCUUACGACAAUUACGAGGAUUUUCUUUCACCGGACAGGUGAUGUAGAUAGUAUAACCUCUCGCAUUAAAGUCAGUGCUAGACAGCUGCUACAAUCAAAGGUUGACUUUAAAAGACCUUACUCUUUUGCUACUAAUCGUGGCACAGGUCGAGAUUUUUUCUGUAAAAUAGAUGACAAUUCGGUUGAGAGUUUGGUCCUUUCCCGUGCUACUUAUGGUUUAUUUAUAGCUACCUCCAAUGAAGGCUUACGUGAGAGUGCAUUACAAAGUUUGAAAGUGCUCGCCGCUAACAUUCUUGUCUAUGACUUACUUUAUGCUGUUGAUUUAUGCAAAGACGGUAAUAAUGAAUCAUUAUUAUAUUCUCGUAAAGAACCGGUCCUAAGCUCUCAUUAUUUUUCUCAUUGCUUAGCGAAAGUGAUGUGCGAAGAUGAUGAAAGAGUCAGAAAUUCAGUCACCUAUAUCUUGAACUUCAUGUUUGAAUUUGCUUCUGUCCUUUUUGAUGAUUCCCAGAAGGCUUAUAUCUUACCGAUUUUUGAGGUUUUGCUCUCUGAUUUCAGACACAAAUGCUAUGACUGUCAAUGGCAUCAUAAGCACGGUGGUUGCCUUGGUCUUAAGGUUUUAAUUGAACAGGAAUGCUCACCUUUAUGGUUGUUUGAUAGACAAGCUGAUAUUUUAACUGCAUUAUUUUUUACGCUCAAAGACACUACUCCUGAAGUGCCUUCAAUAUGUAAAACGACAGUUAUGGAUGUUCUUAAAUGUUUAUUUGAGAAAAUUUACACGACUAAGGAUACUAAAAUCGCUCCUGGAGUUUUAGGUCACCUAGUAUUGGAAUUAUCCAACCACAACUCAGUUGUGAGGAAUUCGACCCGAGAAUUGUUAUCACUACUAUCCGCCGUGUCUAGUAUCCCUAUCUCGGAGCUUGUUUCUCCUUUCAAAGAAAGGCUUUUGGGACCCAUUUUUGCCAAGCCGUUACGGGCCCUUCCUUUUCAUAUACAAAUCGGACAUAUAGAUGCUGUUUAUUAUUUUAUAGGGCUGGAUGAUCAUUUAAUAUCGUUAACGGAUGAAGUAAUGCGAAUAAUACACGAAACCGUUGCUCUAGCAGGUGCAGAUGAUGAUGCUUUGAUAGGCCAUAACAAAGCCUCCCACUUUAAGAAUGCAGCAUUCCUUGUGAGACUAAGGGUUGUCUGUAUUAAUCUUCUAAGUUCUAUAAUCUGUAAAUUUGAUUUGACUGAUCCUCAGCAUGUUCACUUAAGAGGAAAAAUUAUUUCUGUGUUCUUUAAAUCACUCUAUGUGAAAUCUAAUGAAGUUAUAGAAGCAGCAUUUGCUGGGUUGCAAUACGCUUUAAAAGAGGAUCAGAAGCUACCAAAAGAGUUAUUACAGACUGGGUUGCGUCCGAUACUGUUUAAUAUAUCCGAUCAUAAACGGCUCACUGUUGCUGGUUUGGAAGGACUUGCUAGAUUACUUUCUCUUUUGACUAACUAUUUUAAAGUCGAAAUUGGCAGGAAACUCUUGGAUCAUCUGAUUGCUCUUCGUGACACAAUAAAUUUACGUGAGAUAUCGAAGAUGCCUUUGGCUUCUCAAACUGAGAUGAAAAUUAUCCAGGCUCUUAUUAACAUAUUCCAUUUGCUUCCCAAUAACGCAAAUCAAUUCAUGAUAGAUCUAUUGAAAUGCGUAUUAGACAUCGAAAUGAAGCUUAAUCGUACUUGUCCUAACUACUUUGGUAUCCCAUUACUGAAAUACAUUAAUCGUUAUCCACAUGAUGCUUGGGAUUUUUUCUAUGCCAGAAUUGAUGAUUCGAUUUGCACCAAUUUUUUUAUUGAACUACUUCGACUAGAGGAAUCUGAAAAUUUAAUGCUUAUAGUGAAGGAACGCUGGAGUGUUUUUCGCUCAAUAUUGACUACGGAAGUGCCCACAUCGAACAACACGAGAUAUUCUUUUGCAUUAGAAGUUUCUUGUGAAAUAUUUACUAGAGAUCCUUCUUUUUUUAAGGAAAAAAAUUCAUUUUUCAAAGGACUUACAAAUGCUGUUGAGAUUAUUGGAGAUCUAAUCAAUAAUGGAGGAACCAUCACUUUUAUUACAUCCUGGGAAAGGGUUUUAAUACAAUUGUGUGAUUUUCUGUUGAAAAUAUACGACCACUGUAUAAAAGAUUUUGAUUCUGGUUUGGAUCUGUUAGCUGCCUUUCAGAGUAUUGAGUAUUAUCUAUCCAAUACUCUUAUGAUCACAUUAACAAAGCAUCUUCAGAACAGUCUCGCUGAAAAUUUUGAGUUAAAACUUCGAAGUUUACUAUUCAACUUUUUAAGUUCAAAAAAUUCAUUACAAUUUAAGAAUGCUCUUAUCAAUGAUGUCUUACUGCAAUUUUUUAACCAGUCUAAAGCGGAUGUCGAAUCAUGUCAAGCAUGGUUUUAUUCACUAUACAAAUUCUAUUUGAAAGAUCUUUCCAGUAAGCUUGGGACUUCUUAUGAUGAUGGGGUCAGUAUGGGAACUCUGCAGAUUAUACUCUUUUUUCUCAGGAAUAAUUACAAGGUAUUAGAAAAAUUCAGCGAAGAAAUAAUGUCUUUAUGUUGCGCUUUAGCAAAUUCUGAAGACAUUAUAAUUAAACAGCUAUCUAUUUAUUCUCUGUCUAUUUUAAGUUCUGUAUUCUCCGCCCCAGUUUUUGUACCUAGACUCGUCUAUAAGGCAUUACUUAAAAGCUCUCCCGUCGAGGUCAGGCAUACGGUGAAGUCUUCUUUUGAAUGCAUUUUCUCAUCUAUGUCUUCAUCGAAUGAAUUGUCAGACCAUCUGGUUAAGCUUCCAUUACAAAUGAUGAAAAGUCAAAGUCAAAAUAUUUCACAACUGCUAAAUGUUCUUGACUUUUUAAGCUCACAUGUCUCCUUCUUUUAUUCGUAUAGAUCAAAUUAUAUAUCUAUAAUUAUCGAUUCGCUAUAUAAGUUAGGAGGAAUUCCAAAUCCAAAUUUGGAAAUUCGUUCACUAUCGUUGAACCUUGUGAAAAUGCUAGUCACCUGGGAUAAAACCGAGAGAUUUGAACAAAAAACCGAACUUUUUACAAAUAAUCAGAAGCGCGCCAUAUUAAGUUUUUUGUUUCGAUUUAUUUGCCUGUAUUCAGAGCUCUAUACCGAAGGCUUAUGCAAAGAAGCAGCGGAUGUACUUGAACAGCUUUUUUCCUUAAAAGAAUGGUCCAAUCUCGGAAUGAAACUUACUUUUUUCACAAAAAGUAUAGCACAUUUUGAUUCAACUGAGUCUAACUCAAUAAUGUAUGCAAAUUCUUUGAAGACAUUGUCUAUAGUUAUAAAGACUGCAGACGAUGCAUGGAUAUUAGAAAACUUCAACGAUUUGAAAGUGCUUUUGGUACAAUCAUUACAAAACGAACAUACUAUAGUUCAGCCUCCAUUAAGUAAUUUCGUCUCUUCGGUUCUUUCUUUACCCAAUGUCCGUCCUUCCUUAAUAAAUGCACCCGGAAUUGCCGAGAUCUGGAGUACUGUUAGUGAAUGGACUGAAAGGCAAUUGCUAUCUGGAUCCCAACUGGAUGUCGCUUUGUCAUGUUUAAAGUGCUGUCUGUCAAGGAAAAAUGCUUCCAACAAUUUGCUUGCAGCUUUUAUGCGUUCUUUUCAUAAGGUAACGAAGGAGGCACUUUCUUUAGGAGCGCAAGCAAUCCCAACACCAGCAAUGAGUAUGCAACCCGUAUCUGCAAUAGAUGAAGUAAAUUCAGUUCUUAUGACAAUGACUGAUUUGGGCUGUUCUUAUGUUUGUGAUUUAAACGAUCAACGAAGGUGGUUUCUUAGCGCAUUGGUUCAAAUCAUUGAAAAGUCAACGAAUGAAAAAAUCUGUUCUUUCAUUUUUAAUGCUGUUCGCAAUUGGGUUGUCAAUUUCCAGGCUUCGAUCCCCACCCUUAAGGAAAAAGCUGCAUUAUUAUUAAAAAUGGUUUCGUUUGAAAGUAGAUUUACGAGUCUAAACAACUCAAAUCUUUUUUCCGACUAUCUUUAUUUUAUCCAUGAUGUUUUUGGAAUGAAGGAGUACGAAGGCAGUGAGCUCCUCUAUCGACUUGAGGCUGUGUACCUGUUGGGUACCAGAAGUUUAGACUCCAAAAUUCGAGACCUAUUCAUUAAUACAAUAAGUUCAAACCUUCCUAAGGAUUUAUAUUCCAGAUUUUGUAAGCUACUUGGAGUGCAUCAUUGGGACUCACUUUCAAAUACAUACUGGUUAUCCCAGCUGAAUUCUUUUCUAAUUGACUGCUUUGAGUUUGAUAAAAAAUGUGUUUUCUUCAAAAAACCUAAGCGAUUUCCAAAACUCUCUUCUUAUUUACCUUCAGAGUCAUCGAAGGCGGAGUUUGGAUCUGAAUAUGACAAUUUAAAGACUGCACUCCUUGCGUACCAAGUAAUCUCUGAUGAUUAUAGCGGUAUUCAGCUUUCAGACAUUAUGAUUCCAAUAUCGAAGAUGCAAGUCAUAGACGCUGAAAUGGCUGGCGCACUUUGGGAGGAUUUAUUCAACGCAUCCUUUUCCAGUUUUACUUCUGAGCAGGUUGCUUCAGCAUCUAAAGCUGUGACCUUAAUUCUCUCGAAAGAAUAUCAUAUUAGAUUACUAGGAAAGGUCCCCAGCGUUUUGGAAACGUUCCUAAAUGCUAUUUUACUUUCUGAUAAAUUUAUUGCUUUACCGCCGCAGCUAUUAUCUUUUUUAAGCAAAAACUUUGGUUUACAUCAUCAAUGCAUACUUCUUUUAGAGAAUGCACUUCGCAAUAAUCCUGGCUUUAGGGAAGAUGAAUUGUUAAUUUAUAGAAAUUCCUGUUUGGAUGCUCUUAGUGAGGUUUAUUAUGGUCUAGAUGAGCACGACUUAUAUAUUGGCUUAUGGAAGCGGCGUUCUCGCUACUUGCAGACAGAAAUCGCCACGUCUUAUGAGCAGUGCUAUAGAUGGGAAAAGGCGCAAUUGGUUUAUGAACAAGCACAAAUAAAUACAUGUGCUGGUGCCAUUCCAUAUUCACCUCAGGAAAACGGAUUUUGGCAUGAUCAUUGGAUUGAGUGUGCCCAAAAGCUGAAUCAGUGGGAUGUUCUUUUAGAUCUAUCAAAGCAAGAGGGCUGCAACGAACUGUACGUAGAAAGUGCUUGGCGGAUUUUGGACUGGAAUACUGAUCGUGAUAACAUUAAAAAAUCGGUCAAAACACUUUCUCCUUUAGUGAGCUUAAGGCGCCAUACCUCGGAUGCACUGCUUUCCUUAACGAGUGGAGGUAGAAAAUCGGAUUCUAUGAACGAAUUUGCUAAGACCAUUCAUGAGGGUAUGCAGUUUUCUUUACGCCGAUGGCAGCAAUUACCCAAACGCGUUUUCCAAUCUCAUACAACUUUAUUGCAUCAUUUUCAAGAGCUUGCAGAAAUGCAGGAAGCUUAUAAUAUCUAUACACAGCUCGAGAGUACCACUAUUGAAAACCUAGACGCCAAGCUUCAAGAUAUAAAGGUUGUACUACAAAGUUGGAGAGAGCGUUUGCCUAAUAUAUGGGAUGAUAUUAAUUGUUGGAGUGAUCUAGUUUCUUGGAGGAAGACUGUUUUUAAAGCCAUUAACAAUGUUUUCUUACCCUUGGCUUCAACCAUUCAACAAGCGUCAAAUGUAGCUUCUAACACCAAUUCGACGUCGUAUCUUUACCGAGGCUACCACGAAUUGGCUUGGAUAAUAAAUCGAUUCGCCCAUGUUGCUAGGGUACAACAUUUACCUGAAGUUUGCAUCAAUCAGCUAACCAAAAUCUAUACGCUGCCCAACAUAGAAAUACAAGAGGCUUUUCUGAAAUUGCGUGAGCAAGCGAAAUGUCAUUACGAAUACCCAUCGGAAAUACAUUUGGGCUUAGAAGUUAUUAACAAUACUAAUCUUAUGUAUUUUCGUAAUCCUCAAAAAGCCGAAUUCUUUACUUUGAAAGGAAUGUUCCAAAAUAGCCUAGGUGAAUAUGACGAAGCAAAUCAAGCUUUUGCUACUGCGGUACAAAUCGAUUUAACAUUAGGAAAGGCUUGGGCUGAAUGGGGUCUGUACCAUGACAACUUGUUUAAUGCGUCACCUCAGGAAACUUGGCGCGCUUGUAAUGCCGUUAGUUGUUAUCUUCAAGCUGCAUCACUAUAUUCCAGUUCAAAAGCUAAGAAGUACCUAAGCCGCCUUCUUUGGUUGCUUUCAAUCGACGGACCACAAGGAUCCAUAUCUGCCGUAGUUUCCUCAUUUAAGUCUGAAAUACCGGUGUGGAAUUGGAUAUCUUUUAUUCCUCAGUUAUUAGCUUCUUUGUCGCAUAAUGAAGCACCACAUACUCGAGCAAUCUUAAUAGCAAUAGCUAGAACAUACCCUCAAGCACUUCAUUUUCAACUUCGUACGGCUUAUGAAGACUAUACUCUUUUAAAUAAGCAGCAAAUGGCAGCGAUAGCCAAAACUUCUACUUCAAAUGGCUCCACUGAAAGUUUACCAACAGAUACUAAUAAUAGGGAUUUGAACUCAGGUGCAUCAAUUUCAAGCUCCUCUAACGUAACCCCUAUAAAUGAAGGAUCUAUGAGCAGUGAUAUGAAUGGAAAACAAAACCAUUUGAAUGCUCGUAUACCUUCUCAAAUCACUGGCGAUAUUAUGGCUAUCUUAAAAACUGCGUAUCCAUUGCUUGCCCUAACGACGGAAACUAUGGUGGAUCAGAUUCAAUCUCGUCUUAAAUCUUUUCCAGAUGAGGAUGCGUAUAGAUUGAUUGUCGCCUUAUUGAACGAUGGUUUACAAUAUAUUACAAGGCUUGGCGUUGUAACAAAGAAUACGCCUCAACUUCCUAUGACGAAGGCUAACAUACAGCGUUUUGCAGAAAAUGUAUUGCCAACCCCUAUUCGAGAACUUUUUCUGAAAGAUUUCGUCGAGCAAGACUUGUCAUUACUGGCUUACGUGGAUAAGUUGCGUGUAUGGAAGAAGCGAUUUGUAGAAAUCUUAGACCAACGGCCUAAAUGUCUUCAUUUGGAACAAUGCAGCCUUUAUUUAAGUGAGUUUCAGCACCAGAAGUUUGAUGAAGUGGAAAUUCCCGGUCAGUAUCUUUUGGAUCGUGACAGCAAUAAUGAUUUCGUUCGUUUGGAAAGGUUUAUCCCCAAUGUUGAUCUUAUAAGAGGACAUAAUAUAUGCUACAAACGACUUACAAUGAGAGGCUAUGAUGGCAUUUUGUAUCCUUUUGCUUUACAGUAUCCUGCAACUCGUCAUAGUAGACGGGAGGAACGCAUGCAUCAGCUUUUACGCUCUAUUAAUUCAAUCUUGGAGACGAAAAUUGAAGUUCGACGUCGAAAUAUCACUUUCGAUGUACCCAUUUCAAUUCCUUUAUCUUCUCAUAUGCGUAUAUUGAGUGAUGAUGAUGCUAAUGUAACGGUACAGAAAAUUAAUGAUUGGUACUGUGAAGAACAUGGAAUGGCAUCUGAUCAUCCUAUUCGUUUCUUUUUUAAUAAGUUGCAAUCAAAUUUGAUUCAAUUAAAACGCGGUAAUAAAUUAAAUUUAGAGAACAAUUCUUUGGAACAAAAGAAACAUGUUUACCGUCAACGUGCUCUAGCCUUAAGAAUGCAAAUUUUGGACACGAUUAAAGAUUCCAUUAUACCCGAGACAAUUCAUUAUGAUUACUUUGGUAAAGUUUAUAAUAGUUACUCGGAUUUUUGGUUUUUUAAACGUACAUUUACUGUGCAAUAUGCUUACUUAUUGAUGAUUACCUACAUUUUCAAUGUUGGAAGCAGAUUUCCUCAUAAGAUUAAUAUUAAUCGCAGCUCAGGAAGCAUUACUUCGGCAGACCUUUUACCUUUGAUGACUUCAAAUCAGCCUACAUUCAACAAUCCUGAAGCUGUCCCUUUCCGUUUGACUCCUCCUGUACAAUAUUUAAUUGGCGACAUUGGAAUAGAAGGCUUGUUGGUUGGUGUUCUGAUAAGUUUUACUCAGAGUUUUUCAAGCUCAGACGCUGACAUUAGGCAAUACCUUAGUCUAUAUAUCCGUGACGAAGUUUUAUGGUGGCAUAGGCAACAAAAGAGAUCUUUACCACAUGGUUUGCAAUUAUUUGAGAUGGUGAGACUUAAUGUUGAAUUACUAUCCCGAAGGGCAUCUGGCAUAAGUCAGAAUGUCCCUGAUAAUUUACCAAUAACGCAAACACUAAUUGACUUAAUAUCGCAAGCUACGAAUCCUAAGCAGCUUGCUCAGAUGGAUCAGCUCUGGCAAGCAUGGUUGUAAAUUUAAGAUUUUUGGGUUUUAAUGAGACUUUAUGCCUUAGAGAGAUAAAAACUAAAACUAAAAUAAAAAAUAAGUAUAUAAUGUUAUUUGAUGAAAUUACAGGUGUUUGUGUCGGUUAAUAAUAAUAAAUUAAGCCUUUAACUA
Molecule: messenger RNA, 11213 nt
Organism: Schizosaccharomyces cryophilus OY26
Lineage: Eukaryota; Fungi; Ascomycota; Schizosaccharomycetes; Schizosaccharomycetales; Schizosaccharomycetaceae
Product: PIKK/TRRAP protein kinase Tra1
Exons: 2
Coding region: 84-11069 (3661 amino acids)
Biological process (GO): DNA repair
Cellular component (GO): nucleus; NuA4 histone acetyltransferase complex
Molecular function (GO): protein binding
Source: RefSeq, a predicted model, not a curated record